Messenger RNA from Aplysia californica (California sea hare), 2303 nucleotides. RefSeq names its product bifunctional peptidase and arginyl-hydroxylase JMJD5. Gene Ontology annotation, molecular function: histone H3K36 demethylase activity. Lineage: Eukaryota; Metazoa; Mollusca; Gastropoda; Aplysiida; Aplysiidae. The record is from RefSeq and is a predicted model, not a curated record. Gene Ontology annotation, cellular component: nucleus.
GAUGAAGAAUCUAGAUCUAGAUCUAUCCCUGACCCUGUCCCUGUGAAACCAGACGACAAGAGUUGUGGGCCCACUUCAACGCCCAUUCUGACAAGUGUGGUUUCAAAGUCUAAAUUCAUGCCUGCAACUUUGGAGGAAUUUUUGAAAGCUUGCCCCUUAAAUGAACUUAAGAAUGCUGCAUCCUCGUGGCAGUUGAAAUCUGCAGCACACCUGCUCUACGAAGGGAAAUACACUGAGAGUUUAGACCUGUGUACGCCUUUGUUAGACAAGGUAUGGGAAGAGCUGAACACGGGCUACUGGAAAGACGUGCCUCUGUGCUGGCGACAAGUGUACUCUUUCGUUUCGGUCAUCAAAACCCUCUGCCUUAGUGCUUUGCUUUCAGACACUUCGAAAAACAUUGAUCAUAUGACCAUUUUACGGACAUGUGACAUGGGUUUGCUAAUGGGGGCUCCAGUCUUAAAUAACAUAUUGGCUCGUAUGUCAAAGGAGUUUCAAAAUGCUUUUGGUGUGCUUGGACACUGGAAAAGAACAGACGAAAAGCUAGAUGGAGACUCAGGUAACCAUACUGGUGCUGGCAGUGAAAGUGGUGAAAGUCCUUCAAAAAAAUUCAAACCAGAUAAACAAACAGCAGAAAAAGACAUUGCCGCUGAACAGGCUGCCUCUUCAAAAGAUGCUGAUACAGAAGCCCCUGAAAGUAAAAGCGUAAUCUCCCUUCCUCCUAAAUUAGACUCUCAAAGAGUCAGCGAGGUCCCGCGGUGCUCCUGCCCAUCAGUUGAGAUGUUCCACGCAAUGUUUAUGGACUCUGGUCAUCCUGUGAUCAUAACGGACGCCAUCGGCUACUGGCCAGCUUUGACAACUCGCAAGUGGUCGUUGGAUUAUUUGCGCUCAGUGGCAGGAUGCAGAACUGUUCCGGUGGAAAUUGGGACGAGGUACACGGAGGAGUCGUGGACUCAGAAGCUUAUGACUAUCUCUGAGAUGAUUGAUAAAUACGUGGAGAACCCGGCGACAGGCACGGCAAAAGCGUAUUUGGCACAGCACCAGCUGUUUGAUCAGGUGUGGGAGCUAAGAGAUGACAUCAGCGUGCCUGUCUACUGCUGCCUCGGAGAAGAAGAAGAGGUCGACAUUAACGCCUGGUUUGGGCCGGCAGGAACCAUUUCCCCUCUGCACCAAGACCCAAAACACAAUUUCCUGUGCCAGGUGAUGGGAGAGAAAUACGUCCGCCUGUACUCCGUGGAGCACUCAGAGAGCAUGUACCCUCACCCGACACAGCUGCUGCACAACACCAGCCAGGUCGACCUUGACUCCCCCGACCUGGACCAGUUCCCAGCGUUUGCCAAGUUGCCCUGCCUGGAGUGCGUCCUGAGACCUGGUGAAUUGCUUUAUAUCCCGCCUGGCCACUGGCAUUACGUGAAGUCUCUGGCUAUCAGCUUCUCCGUCAGCUUCUGGUGGUCCUAACUUCUGGAUCAUGUGCACGACUCUCAUCACUCCUCAGUGUCUGGCGUAAUUUUUCAAAAUGAAGUAUGGUGGAGUUUUACAAAAAGCAGUUGAUUUUAUAAAGACAUAGACAAAAUGAGCAAAUGGAUUAAUUUUGCCAUGUUUCCCCAAGCGUACUGUCAACAUACAGCAGACGCAGCCUUCAUGAUUUUUUAAUGUAAUAUAAACUCAUGUUGAAUUAUUGAUGUUUCCCACAAAUUCACAUUUGUGACCGGCAGCAAAAAGCGACCUUCAUUGUUGAUGAUAUGUUGUAAUAUUGUAUUAUUUUCUCAAGCAUUUAAUAUUUCCUUUGCUUUAUGUCCAUAUUCUCCUCUCCUAAUGUUGAAUGUUGUGGACGUUGUUGCUCAUUUGUUGACUUUGCUGUGUAUUAACUUCCCAUCAUGUCCUUUGGCAUGUCAUGAGCCUGUACAUAUUUUAACUUCUGUUUGUUUCUGAUGAGUUCACACCUCAAUGUGAUCCCGUCUGGGGCAGACAUUGUACUUCCUCAUGGAGAUUUACUAUGGAGAUGUGAUGGCAUUCACAAAAGUGGAGGAUCUGUGACACAACGGGCAGUAAAAUUACCCAAGUUAUUGCUGCUUGGUUGAUCAGCUCUCCUCACUGCAGCUCUUGUUCUGAAAAUUAUUAUCUGCUAUCAGUGAGAUUUGGGAUGUGAGCCAAGUGUAGUCUUUGAGACCAAGAUCUUAAGGAUGAUUUUUGUGUAGUAAGAAUUCUGCUCUUUUCUUAAAACAUUAGGAUCUUAAGCGAACCGGAAUUGUAAGCGGCGGGGUCUUAGGCGGAGACUUCUGUAAUAAAAUCAUAUAAGGAUCAUU